Molecule: messenger RNA, 744 nt
Organism: Vollenhovia emeryi
Lineage: Eukaryota; Metazoa; Arthropoda; Insecta; Hymenoptera; Formicidae
Gene: Uxt
Product: protein UXT homolog
Exons: 2
Coding region: 140-580 (146 amino acids)
Biological process (GO): regulation of transcription by RNA polymerase II
Molecular function (GO): transcription corepressor activity
Source: RefSeq, a predicted model, not a curated record
GGUCAAAAUGUCGCCUAGUGCCAUGCACGAUUGGAACGCAAAUGUAAAAAUACUAUCAUAUUAUCAGACGUAUAAUUCGAUAUUAUUGCUUUGACACUCUUCAGUCUAGAUCCGAUAAGUGCGGGGGCCUAUAAUAAUCAUGGAUCCGCAAAUUAAACAAAAGAUCCAGCAAUUUGAGACCUUCGUAAACAACGUGCUGAAAGCUGAUCUUGCAAAACUAGCGGAGAAACUUGACGCUAGAAAUACCGACGUCGCCGAGUUUCUGCAACUAAAAUUGAUGAUAACGACGUUUCAAAAUACAAACGUCGAGAAAACCGGCUUCAAGACCAAAGUUGACAUUGGAAAUAACUUCUUUAUUCAAGCACAUGUACCAGAUGCUUCUCAGAUCUUACUGGACGUUGGUUUAGGACACUACGUUGAAUUCACCUUGGACGAAGCCUUAGUCGUUAUAAAUGUACGGAUCAAGCUACUCGAGCAACAAAUUGCGAAUUUACGUAAAGCGAUUGCAAGGACCAACGCACAUAUUAAGAUACUCCUUAUUGCCAUUAGCGAUUUGCAAGGAUUGAGCGAAAAAGUUUGAUAAAAGCUGCUGUGACAAAAAAACGACUUAAUAUAACAAUAUUAAAAUGUAAGUUAAGUUUAUUUCUAACAGACAAGAGAAUUGUCCCGCACUAGGUGCAUAUGUGGUAAUUAUACGUAACUUAUUUUUAUAAAUUUAUAAAUAAACCCGUAGAAAAAAAAUAG